AGACGACGAGCUGGUUGACGGUUGACGCGGGUUUACACAGGCCUCUCCAACGUGAAAAGAAAAAGAGCUAAAAAGAAUAGGCCUAUAAAGGGUACAGCGCGUUUCGUUAAUCGAGUUCUUUUUGGGUGUAAAUAAUUAGGGACUGGUGUAGAAGAGCGCAUCAUUUCGAGACCUCCCAGCCAAUUGGCGCGCUCAUCUACACUCGAUUCUCGAUCAAUGAAACGCAGUGUACUACAUUACAUAUGGAGCACGUGUUUUCUCGCAUUCUCGCCGGCUUGCAUCAUUCGCACACGUAUUGCAACAUCAUAAGCGGCCAGGUGUCAUUAAUUUAGGAAGAAGGAGAAAAACACGUCGCUCCGGAUGGAGGUCUUCAGCAUCCGAUAAUGAUCGUUGUACCGAUUGUCAAUGAUCGUGCGGACUUUAACGCCGAGAGAUCUGGCGCGAGAUAGUCUUUUGAUUAGAGGCCACUUUUCCGCUUUAUCAGCUCAAUGACGGUUCUUGAAAUCCUCUCGUUCACUAUCGUCGAGGUGGAUCAUAACGCGGUGAGGAAAUGCUUCACGAGCAGGAGGGGUCCGCGGCGAAUCUCUCCAAGAGAGACAUCCUGCUCACGUCGUUUGUCUCAGGUGCUCUUGCAGGGAUCAUUUGUGACGUGACACUUUUCCCAUUGGACACCCUGAAAACGCGCUUGCAAAGCCAACAUGGGUUUUUCCAAUCCGGCGGUUUCAGGCAGCUGUACAAAGGUGUGGGUCCCGUGGUGCUGGGUUCAGCUCCGUCAGCUGCUAUAUUUUUUAUCACUUAUGAGGGAAUAAAACAGUAUUCGCAACCAUGUAUACCGGAUCAGUAUCACUCCAUUAUACACAUGGUCGCAGCAUCGUCUGCCGAAGUAACUGCCUGCUCGGUUCGGGUGCCAGUUGAGGUAAUUAAACAAAGGAAACAAGCGCUCUUGCCCGACACGCAUCGACUGAGAUUAAGAACACUGUAUCGCGGUUACGGAAGCACCGUUCUUCGGGAUCUGCCGUUCGGCGUGAUCCAAAUGCCAUUGUGGGAGUAUUUCAAGCUUUGUUGGACCCAACGUACGCAGCGAGAAUGCACACCCCUGGCAGGCGCCGCUUGUGGCUCUGCGUCAGUUGCUAUAUCGGCCGCUGUAACGACGCCGUUAGAUGUUGCCAAGACUAGAAUUAUGUUGUCCAGCACGUCGGCGGAAAGAGAGGAAGUUAAGAUAUCGACAAUGUUGAAAGAGGUUUACAGAGAUCACGGCGUUAAAGGGUGGUUCGCUGGUUUUCUUCCGAGAGUAACUGGCUUUACUGUUGGUGGGUUCAUAUUUUUUGGCGUUUAUGAGCAAGCCAGAGAAUUUUGUAUAGCCUACUUCUCCUAGUCGCUGUUAAAUGAAAAAAAUUAUAAAAACUUAAAUUAAAUUAAUUAUUUAUGAA
Messenger RNA from Temnothorax curvispinosus, 1430 nucleotides. Its product is annotated as S-adenosylmethionine mitochondrial carrier protein-like. The transcript is spliced from 6 exons. Gene Ontology annotation, molecular function: S-adenosyl-L-methionine transmembrane transporter activity. The record is from RefSeq and is a predicted model, not a curated record. Lineage: Eukaryota; Metazoa; Arthropoda; Insecta; Hymenoptera; Formicidae. Gene Ontology annotation, cellular component: mitochondrial inner membrane. Bases 551 to 1375 code for a protein of 274 amino acids.